Gossypium arboreum is the source of this 1116-nucleotide messenger RNA. Its product is annotated as homeobox-leucine zipper protein ATHB-6-like. Gene Ontology annotation, molecular function: sequence-specific DNA binding. The coding region runs from base 1 to 708 and encodes 235 amino acids. The record is from RefSeq and is a predicted model, not a curated record. The transcript has 3 exons. Lineage: Eukaryota; Viridiplantae; Streptophyta; Magnoliopsida; Malvales; Malvaceae. Gene Ontology annotation, biological process: regulation of DNA-templated transcription.
AUGGGAACUAAGAGGAUGAAACAAGAAGAGAAGAUAUCUGAUGAGGAAGUUAAGAGAGGGCAUUUCGAUGUUAGAUGGAUUAGAGAAAAAACCAGUUAUGAAACUCUUAAGCUCAACUUUGAUACCCUCCAACAUGGCAAUGAAGCUCUUCUCAAAGAGAUAAGAGAGCUGAAAGCGAAGCUGAACGGAGAAAGCGUAGGGAGCAACCUUUCAGUGAAAGAGGAGGCGAUUGUGCCUGAAACUGACGAUAAAACAAUGGAACAAAGUGAACCACUUCCAGCUUCUUCUUUGGCCACUUCAUCCGAGCCAGUAGAACUGAACUACGAGUGCUUCAAGAGCAGCAACAAUAGAGUGGCUGACGCCAUCCUUUUCCCAGAACUGAAAGAUGGGUCAUCGGAUAGUGACUCAAGUGCUAUCUUGAAUGAAGACGACCACACCAACAACAACACCAGCAAUGGUGCUGUUUCGUCAUCUGGGGUCCUACAAAGCCAACAUCUUUUGAUGUCACCAACGACAACCUCUUCGUUCAAUUUCGACUCAUCUUCUUCGUCUUCACAGUCCUCCAUGAAUUGUUUCCAAUUCUCAAAAACAACCUAUCUUGUGAAGAUGGAAGAGCACAAUUUCUUUACUGCAGAUGAAGCUUGCAAUUUCUUCUCUGAUGAGCAAGCUCCAAGUCUUCAAUGGUGUUACCCGGAGCAAUGGAACUAAAAGCAGAAGCCAAAAUGAGCAUGUAUGUAACCAAAUGCAAUGAAAUAAGCCAAAAAACAAAGUUGGGUAUCUAAAAUGAAGCUCCAAGAGUGUUGUAAGAUGCGAAUUAUGUAACAAGUUAAACUACUAAUACCGUGAAAGAAAGAGAAAAAUGGGGAUUUGGAGCUGAAGAAGAGGCAUAGAGAAGGGUUGAUAUGGCCGCCGAAAGAGGGCUUAAAGCAUAUGGCGACACCAGGCCAGGCGUGCGGGAAAUGAUUAGGUCGUAAUUGAUAGCACUUAUCUUUUUUCACUCUUCUGCUGUAAAUGGAAAAAUCUCCCCCAUUCCAUUGGGGCAAAGUAAACAAAAUCAUCAAUCAUCAUUUUCUUUUAUCUUUUCUUUAUGCAAUAUAGUAACAAAUGAUGAAAGAA